AGCCGGGCCGCUUGCACUGCCUCACCAAGGCUGUACGACGGAGGUUAACUUAUUGAUCUUCAAUGUAGUCAGCAACAGCAUGGUGGCCAGUUGUCGGGAGUUCAUCAGCACAGAAGGAUUCGCCCCAUUUAUAGGCAUUGGGUAUCACCGUACGAGUGACCACAAUCCUCCACAGUCAGCAUAUAUCAGUGCUGGCGUGCAUACCUUAGUCUAUAACCUUCUUUCCCUUUCUCCUUCUUUCCUUCUUUCCCUCCUUUUUCUCCUUCUUUUUCUUCUUUUCCCCUUCAUGCUUUCUGAGUAUUAUUAUCUUAUCAGCGUGUAUCCAUCAUACAUAUUCAACUCCGCGGAUGACAUGACUGUCAUCGCCACAUUCCACCCUCUAUUCACUAUGCAACAACUCUAUUCAUAGACAAUCACCUGACAUUCCUGGCUGAUUCGUCAAUCAAUCAUCAUAAGGCUGCAGCCCUACCACCAAAUGUGGAGUCAACGCCCAGUGCCCAGCAGUCUUAUUGGUUCGAAUCCUGGUGCCUAAAGGACGAAUGUUCCAGAAGAUUACUGUGAUAGGCAGUUGAACACUCAAAAAUGCCUUGUAACGCCCGGCAGUGAAUAAAUGCUCCGCUCUCAGCCAGCCAUGUUGGCUUUAUCUUGAAUUU
This is a messenger RNA of Aspergillus ruber CBS 135680, 653 nucleotides long. RefSeq lists its product as uncharacterized. Lineage: Eukaryota; Fungi; Ascomycota; Eurotiomycetes; Eurotiales; Aspergillaceae. The record is from RefSeq and is a predicted model, not a curated record. Bases 80 to 409 code for a protein of 109 amino acids. The transcript is spliced from 4 exons.